AUGAAGUCCUUCCAAGUCCUCCUCCUCCUCGCCCUCCCCUUCCUAGCCUUCGCCAUCCCGGCCCCAGAAGCAAUCGAGGAAUUCAAAAACGCCCUCGUCGAGCGCCAGAACGGCACCGGCGGCGGCGACACCCUCGGCGGACUCGGCGGCCUCAUCGGCGACCUGAUCAACUCCAUCGGUCCCCUCCUCGACCUCCUUAACCCGCAGACCUUCCAGCAGAUCCAGGUCGUCCUCCGCAACGCUGCCAAGUUGCUCAACGACAACACGACCAGCCAGAUUGUUAGCCUUGUGGGUUCUGCGGCGCGGUUGCUUACGGACGACUUUGUUGAUGCCGUUGGUGGGUUGAUUGAUGCGGUUGCUCCGCUCAUCAACGCUAUUGUCCAGCUCAUCUCUGGCAUCCUCGGCGCCAUCUUCGGCUAA
Aspergillus calidoustus is the source of this 420-nucleotide messenger RNA. The record is from the annotation of a GenBank genome assembly. Lineage: Eukaryota; Fungi; Ascomycota; Eurotiomycetes; Eurotiales; Aspergillaceae.